This is a messenger RNA of Akanthomyces muscarius, 756 nucleotides long. RefSeq lists its product as uncharacterized. Bases 1 to 756 code for a protein of 251 amino acids. Gene Ontology annotation, cellular component: PAM complex, Tim23 associated import motor. Gene Ontology annotation, biological process: protein import into mitochondrial matrix. The record is from RefSeq and is a predicted model, not a curated record. NCBI's taxonomy places the organism in Eukaryota, Fungi, Ascomycota, Sordariomycetes, Hypocreales, Cordycipitaceae. The transcript has 2 exons.
AUGUCUGCACCGAUGAAGACGAUGGUGCUUCGUGGCGCUCGCCAGGCCUCCUCGUCCGUGGUUCGGUCGUGCCCGCGAGCUGCCUUUGCGACACUGCCCGCCCGCUCCGCCGCCCAACCCUCACUCAUCGCCCGAUCGAUGCCCAAGACAGUCUCUCCCCCAACCUUUAGCAUCUCCGCCCGCGCGAGCCGCCAGGCGGCCGCCAUUACCUCGACCGCACGUUUCUUCUCCAGCACACCACUCCAGCAAAACGCCGCCGCCAGCACAGCCAACAGCGGCAGCGGCGCCGCCUCCACCGCGGCUCUUGACUGGAACUCGUUUUUCCAACUCCGCGUUAAACGCCGCCGCAUCCAGAUGGUCUUCUCCCUCUUGUCCGGCAUCAUGGGCGGUGGUGCCGGCGCCGUGGCCCUCUCGAGCGGCGCCGCCGACAGCCUCAUCGGCAUGGUGCCUCUGGACCCCUUUGUCACGCUUGGUAUCGCCACCCUGUGCGCCGGUGGCCUGGGCUGGCUAAUUGGGCCGAUCCUGGGCAGCCAGGUGUUCUACCUGCUCAACAGGCGGUACAAGACGCAGAUGCUGCAGAAGGAGAGCGAGUUCCUGACCCGCGUCAAGAAGCACCGCAGCGAUCCAACACAGUCCAGCACCAGCAACCCAGUUCCCGACUACUAUGGCGAAAAGAUCUCGAGCGUCGCCGGAUACCGUCGCUGGCUCAAGGACCAGCGCGCGUUCAACCGCAAGAAGAAUGCCAACUUUGUAUAA